Molecule: messenger RNA, 1955 nt
Organism: Drosophila serrata
Lineage: Eukaryota; Metazoa; Arthropoda; Insecta; Diptera; Drosophilidae
Product: casein kinase I
Biological process (GO): protein phosphorylation
Molecular function (GO): protein kinase activity; ATP binding
Source: RefSeq, a predicted model, not a curated record
AAACGGAAUCUGUUUACUUUUAUCUUCUUCGAAAUCUGGAAGUUUAGGGUAUUCUAAUAUGAGUAUUUCCGUUUGGUAUAUUUGCUCACGCAGACAAUCGAAACCAAAUUGAUCGAUAACAGACGCCAUUACUAUUUAACAUCUUGUUUGUGAGCCACAAAAAGUUGCAAGUUUUAAGUUGAAUUUUGAUUUGAAUUUGGAGCAUCAUGUCGAAUGACGUGGAGGAGUAUAUAAACAGCAGCCAGACGAUCUUGGCCCAGAAGUAUAGAGUUUACGCCGAGCUCGGCAGCGGCUCGUUCGGCGACAUCUACAAGGCGAAGUGCAGGGAAACUGGCGAGCGCGUGGCCGUCAAGUUGGAGAGUACUAAAGCCCCCAGGCCUCUAAUCUUGGACGAGUACAAGAUGUAUAAGACCGUGGGAAAUGGUGUGGGCAUCCGCGGGUCUUGGACUGCUUCAGAGGAGGAUGUGAACGUGCUGGUGAUGGAGCUGCUGGGCCCAUCGCUAAACGAUUUGUUCGAUUUCUGCAAUCACCGCUUUUCGGUAAAAACUGUGGCCAUGCUGGCAGACCAAAUGAUCGAGCGCCUACAGUAUGUCCACUCCCAUAACAUCGUGCACCGUGACAUCAAGCCAGAGAACUUUCUAAUGGGCAUGGGAGACCUCGAUAAUCAGCUGUACAUCAUCGACUUCGGAUUGGCCAAAGAGUACUGGAACGAGGAGACCGACAGGCACAUCCAGCCGGGGUCCGGCUCUUGUCUGGUGGGCACCGCCCGCUAUGCCUCUAUCAAUGCAAUGACAGGCGGCGAGCAGUCACGCCGCGACGACAUGGAGGCUCUGGGCUAUAUGUUGAUCUACUUGGUUAGGGGCAAGCUGCCCUGGCAGGGUAUCAAGUACGGGAACUCGAAACAGAGCAACGAGAGGAUUGCAGAGGUUAAGCAGUCCACCCGUUUGAAGGAUCUGUGCCGCGGCUGUCCAGACGAAUUUGGAGCCUAUAUGAGCUACUGCCGCACUCUGGGAUUCGAGGAGGAGCCGCAUUAUUCGCUUAUACGACAAUCAUUCCUCGAUUUGAUGAAACGCUACGGGUACACCAACGAUGGGAUCUUCGACUGGAUGGAUCGGGUAGAUGAGAUUUGUAUCGAGGAAGAAGAAACCGUUGUUACCGUACAAUAAAUGAAGUCUUCACUUUUCCAGGGACUGUCAGAAAUGUCAUUUUAAAAUACACAAGCUGCCAGCAAACCAAAAUGAGUCCAAUUAACAAAACUGGGAUUUGGAUUUGUGCAACGUUUGCAUUCUCUGGCCAGAUUUCAGUUGCAGUUCCUGCAGCCGGAGCAGCUGCCAGAAAUGUCCGUCAGUACAAAUGGCAGCAAAAGUCAAUGGAAAUUGCCAGGGGUGCUUCAUGAAUUCAGGGAGCAGCAGAAGCAAACGAGCCUGGGAAACUUUCGAACAAAUGAAAACGUAGCAAAUGACAGCAUCCAAUUUACGUUUGCAAUUAAACUGACACCGAACAGACACUUGAUUUAGUCGGAAGGUAGCCACCUCUGGACCAGCUCACGACCACCCACAUUCCGUCCGUUUCUGUGAGAUGUCGAUUUAUGGACAUGGCCAUUCAAAGUUGUUUCCCAGCAGAUUUAUGAAUAUGGAAAUGUACGAAAAUUUGUCCUUUAUUUGUCUGCCCAAGGGGCAGAAGACUUGACCAGAUGGAAUAGUUCUAUAAGAAUAGUGUGGGUCCCUCCGAUACUAUUAUCACAACCUUGCGGCAUCUGAAGAGAUUUGUGGAGUCUGCCAUCUUUGGAUUAGAUUGUUUUUGGAAAGGAGAAAUGUUCCAGAUUAGUUGAAGGAGAAAUUUCAGUUUGUUUUUAUCUUUUACAAAAUAAUUUUGAAUUUCUUUGGCUGAAAAUUUUGAAAGGAGAAUUGGACAGUUAAUUUCAGGCACACUAAAUAAUGUAUUCCGUGUGAUAC